This is a messenger RNA of Gryllus bimaculatus (two-spotted cricket), 183 nucleotides long. Lineage: Eukaryota; Metazoa; Arthropoda; Insecta; Orthoptera; Gryllidae. The record is from the annotation of a GenBank genome assembly.
UUGUUAUUCAUGCACGCUGCCAUGGCUGUUGGCGGGCAGCGCUCAAGGCCUCCGCAGCCGCAGCCGCAGUGUCGCCGGGGCGCAGGACUCACGGGCGCGCGGCCGCCAUCCCGAGGCGGCUGGCACGGCUCUCCGCCCAAACUUCGGGUCACCAGACUUCACUAUUCCAGACCAACUACGAUA